This is a messenger RNA of Lycium barbarum (goji berry), 1420 nucleotides long. RefSeq names its product chalcone isomerase-like protein 1. The coding region runs from base 219 to 1037 and encodes 272 amino acids. Lineage: Eukaryota; Viridiplantae; Streptophyta; Magnoliopsida; Solanales; Solanaceae. Gene Ontology annotation, molecular function: intramolecular lyase activity. The transcript has 4 exons. The record is from RefSeq and is a predicted model, not a curated record.
UAGCUAAGCUACAUAUGGAAUAACACGUAUAAGAAAAUUAUCUGAGUGCUCAUACCGAGGUACAAUUGCAUGGGAAAUCAAUGAUAUUUCACAACAAUUUUACACUAUAAAUAUGACCCCAUUUGCCCCUAAAACUUCAAACCACAGCAACACCAAACUAUAUCAUAGUCAUUCCUACUUGUCAUCCUUUUUUUCCUUUGAUCAACCAUCAGCUUAGAAUGCCAAGCACUAAGGAAAAUGUGACUUCAAUGACGGAGGCAAUUGAAAUCGACCCGAAAACUGGUCUUCCUUUGAAUAAUAAGUCAGCAAUUGAUGAAAAACAGAUCAGAGAAACAAAAGAGGAGAAUAUUACUGAUGGAGCUAAAACUGAAGAGGAAAAAAAGGAGAAGGAUGACAAAGAAUCCAAUGGUGCAGCAGCAGCUAUAAAAGAGGAGGCAAUUCCAGUUGAGACUGAACCAAAAACUGGAAUUUCUUUCCCAGUCAAAUUAUUAGAAGAUGGAAAGCUAUUGAAAGCUGUUGGUUUAAGGAAGAAAAGCAUGCUUGGCAUGGGCCUCAAAAUUUAUGCCUUUGGAAUAUAUGCAGACAAUGAGAAACUGAAAGAAUUCGUGGUCUCAAAGAUUGGAAAAGCACCAUCCAAACCAACAAAGGAAAUGUAUCAAAUAGUGAUUGAUAGUGAUUUUGGUAUGAUGGUGAGAUUGGUGAUAGUGUUCUCUGGGCUCUCCAUGAGUGUGGUAAGGAAGAAUUUCUAUGAAGGACUUGGAGCAGCCAUAAAGAAACUCACUGGUAGCAAGAAUGAAGAGCUUACCAAAAAGAUCAUGGGCGAAGCAUCUGAUGACAUAAAGCUCACUUCUGGAUCAGUGAUUGAGAUUUCCAGGCUUCCAGGAUACGUUCUUCAGACUAAAGUUAUGGGUGAGAUUGUGAGCAAGGUGGAAAGUGAACUACUCUGCAGGGCCUACAUUUACAUGUAUUUGGGAGAAGAUCCCUUUGACAAAGAAGCCAAGGAGAAGUUUGGCGCUUCCAUGCUCUCUAUGCUCUAAGAUUGAUGUUGAUUUCAACAAUUUAUAGAUUGUUCUGGAAUAAGUUGACUUGUUCGUGUUGUGCAUCUGUGGUGUUCUGUUCGUAGGGAGAAAAUCGCGAGAAAGUGAUGUCUUUUCACUUGUGCACACUUUCGUGAGAAAUCUAGUCUAAUUUAGCUAUACAGGACUUAGUUUUGCAUCACUGAAUAAUAUGUUGUUGAAUAAAACAAUGAGUACGACAUGGUGGGUUUUUUUCGAAUUAAAUGCAGACUUUCACUAGUUCUAAUAUGCAGGCUUCAAUUGAGUAUCUAUGGUUUAAAAUGUUAUUCAUCCAUCCAAUUAAUUUUCCAUAAGUUGUAUAGUUAGCUCUCCACUAUAACUAUGAUUUAUCGAAUUUUGAAUUA